Messenger RNA from Lasiosphaeria miniovina, 981 nucleotides. RefSeq lists its product as uncharacterized. Bases 1 to 981 code for a protein of 326 amino acids. The transcript has 5 exons. NCBI's taxonomy places the organism in Eukaryota, Fungi, Ascomycota, Sordariomycetes, Sordariales, Lasiosphaeriaceae. The record is from RefSeq and is a predicted model, not a curated record.
AUGUCUCGCAAUAUCUGCCUCACGGCGGUUGAAGGCCAGACAGGCUUCCUCGUUGCCGAGCUGCUCAUGAAGGAGUCCAAGUUCUCGUCCCAGGUCGACAGCCUGACGGGCCUGACCAUGAACCCGUCGGCGCCCAAGAUCAAGGAGCUCGAGUCGCUUGGCGUCAACGUCGUCACCCACAAGCCGGGCCGCGAGCGGGCCGUCAUCACGACGCUCAAGCAGACGGGCUGCGAUACCAUCUGCCUGAUUCCACCCACACGCCUCGACAAGUGCGAGAUCACGCUCGAGCUGGUGCACGCGGCUAAGAAGGCCGGCGUGCCUAGCGUGCUACUCAUUAGCUCCGCCGGCUGCGACUACGCGGACCCGGUGCGGCAGCCCCGCCUGCGCCAGUUCAUCGACAUUGAGACGGCCAUGCUGUCGACUAAGGGCGACACGGGCACUGCUACGGGGCACUCGGUCUGCAUCAUCCGCGCCGGCUUCUACGCCGAGAACCUGCUGCUGUACUCGGAGCAGGCCAAGGUCGAGAGCGUGCUGCCACUACCCAUCGGCGAGUCCAACAAGUUUGCGCCCGUCGCCCUCGGUAACGUCCCGCACCUUGCGGCUCACGUUCUCGCCGGCAAGGACCGAACAAGACGGAAAAGGAAAUUCGCUGACCGCAGCUCCGUGCCUGUCUACCUAGGCCCGUUGCUGUACGCAGGCGACGAGCUCCCCGAGGCAGCGAGCAAAGCGAUUGGCGCGACGCUCGACUUUGAGAACAUCCCCAUAUCCGAGGCGAAGCGCAUCCUGUCGGUGCAGUCCGAGAGCGACAAGUUGGAGCAGGAGUACAUCCUCGACUAUUACAGCCUGGUGCGCGAGGGCAAGACCAACUACGUGGCGACGACGGCUUUCCAGUUCGUCACGGGCGUCCAGGCCACCGAGCCCGACGAAUUCUUCAAGCUGUACGCCGCCGAGCUGCGCCCCCGGAAGAAGGUCAAGGCAUAG